UUCACGGAUCCGAGAGUGGUUAGCAGCGUCAACCGCCGAGACGACAUCAUUACGACAGCACCACCUCUAAAGCUCUCACUAUUGCGCGCCGAACAACAACAACUUGUCUGUUCCAUUACCACCCUUCCUCUUCCAUCAUCGCCAGCAUGUUCAAGAUCGGUCCAGACAGCUCGAGCAGCUCUGCAUUGUCCAGUAGAGCUGCAUCUCUCAGCGACGAGUCCGAAUGGGUCCCAGGCCCCGGAACUAAUGACGACGAGACCGAGGGCCCUCCUGAAGUCCCUCCUAAAUUCACACCCAGCAGAACUACGCCUUACAUCAGAACUCCCCAGAGAUCGAUGUCUCAGGGAUUAGGUGAUCUCAAGUCCUUCUGGUCUGACACCAGCGAGGAAUCAAUGACCGCUCGCAAAGUUACGCCUGUCAGAAACAAUCCUCGCAAGGUCACACCUCGCAGAUCUGCGUCCCAGAGACACAGAGCCGAAGUCGAUCAUGUCGACACGCCUUCCAGAUCUCGAGCGUUCCAGAGAUACGGCAUGACCAGCAACGAUGCGCGCGCUGAAGUCGCAAACCUUCUGUUCUCCGAAUCAGACUAUGCAUCAGAUGAUGGAGCCAUGUACUCUGUCCGCGAGGAAGAUUCUGAACUCAAGCGCCUUAUCAGCGAGGAAGACUCUGAUCCCGUACACUCUAUCAGCGAGGAGUCAUCUAUCGAAGAGGCUCUUCUCCCUCCUCCUCUCAUCAACAUGAAGCACUACUGCCGCGAGCCUAAGAUGUGGCAAUAUGGUCCACGCCCCACGCUCGCGUACGACAUCAGCAAGGUCGAUCCGUUGAGUCUGGGCACCAUUCCCGUUCGCCCUCUCCCCCCCCUUGCCAUCCAUGCAGACUUCCAGACUCACCGUGAGAACUGGGGUCUGCCUCUGCUCAGAAUGCGCUGCCCCAACGAUUCACACCGUCACCCCCACCACUGCUACGAUUGGCAUGCUCAGAAGCUCAACUGUCUUGAAGAGCAUGAGGGCGAUUGCCAACUCUGUGGAGGUUCUUGCUGCUCUGUCAAGGCCUACACCAGGCUCCUCGCCGAAGACCCCCGCCCCAAUCCUAUCAUCCCUCCCAAGUACCGCGUGAUGUAUCAAAACGACAUCGACAGAGUUGAAGCUAUCAAGCCUUUGGCUACUGACCCCUGGGAGAGAAUGCUAAAGUGCAGCGACUGUUACCGUCAUGUCUGCCCUGACUGCGCCGGCCGCUGCAUGAAGUCUGAUUGUCUUCGUGUCAUCUGCAAGUCUUGUGGUGCUCCUAACCCUUGGAUCCACUGCCAGUGCGACGGAGCUCCUAAGGGCCAGAUCAAGAUCAGUUAUCUGGACUGAGUUCUUUGCUACAUCCUCCGCCAUGAUGACGAGAUUGACUGCAGUGUUUGCUGCUAACAAAGAAGCUAUGGAACGGCGCGGAACAUGAGAGGUGCAGCUGCCGCAAACAGGCACAGAGGAUGGUGAAAAGACCGCCUUGCUCACAAAGACACGACGAAUUGCUCUUCGCUCAAGGACAGAACUAUGUAACACUAUUGCUGAGUACAAGGACUGAUGGAGGAUCGCUGGCCAAGAUGAGCUGUUGCUCAUUCACUUUCUUUACUGUAGCUAUAACUCAAA
Messenger RNA from Aureobasidium subglaciale EXF-2481, 1634 nucleotides. RefSeq lists its product as uncharacterized. The record is from RefSeq and is a predicted model, not a curated record. The coding region runs from base 147 to 1355 and encodes 402 amino acids. The transcript is spliced from 2 exons. Lineage: Eukaryota; Fungi; Ascomycota; Dothideomycetes; Dothideales; Saccotheciaceae.